This is a messenger RNA of Microplitis demolitor, 4069 nucleotides long. Its product is annotated as wee1-like protein kinase. Gene Ontology annotation, molecular function: magnesium ion binding; ATP binding; non-membrane spanning protein tyrosine kinase activity. The record is from RefSeq and is a predicted model, not a curated record. The coding region runs from base 426 to 2210 and encodes 594 amino acids. The transcript is spliced from 5 exons. Gene Ontology annotation, biological process: protein phosphorylation; mitotic cell cycle. Lineage: Eukaryota; Metazoa; Arthropoda; Insecta; Hymenoptera; Braconidae. Gene Ontology annotation, cellular component: nucleus.
CAGUCAGUUAAAAGUGUUCAUCAAACCCCAUCGUUUCUCUCCUCCUACACGAAUGUGUCUUACAAAAUUCUUUGUAUCACAUACAGUUGUAGAUGUCGCUGGUAAUCGGGAACCAUUGUGUCUGUGAAGGCCAAUAGGACACGAGGAUAUACUAUACAUUUAAGCAGAACGUAUAUAAACGUAUAUAAGAGGAAAUGCAAUUGGUGGAAUGUGAAUAAAGCUUCGGGACACCGCGCCACCCGCCAUAACGUUCGUAGCGUGCGGUGACUAAUAGUCUGGUUUGAAAAAACGAAUUUGUGUUGCGUAUAUUUUUUAAAAAUAAUUAAUAUUGGAAAAAAAAAAUUCCAGUGGUUGGUGAGUGUACUGAUUAUUUUUAAAAGUUUAUUUUGUUUUUUGUGGAGUUUGUUGUACAUAUGUAUCAUUAAAUGGAGAUGGAUGUUGUCCAAAAGUUGAAUUUUGAUGCUGAUGAUUUUGAAGACGAGGAGUUGAAUAUCAGCUGUCGUACAAAUAGCUCGGGAUGCGAUGUAGAUGAUCAUCUUGAUUUGUCCGCCGAAGAAUUUUCACCACUUCAGAGAAAAUUAUCAUUUGGACAAUCGAUGGAUUGCAGUGACAGUGAAAGUAAUACUCCUGACAGUAUUGCUGACUGUAAAACAACCCCGGCAGUAGUUGUGACAGGCCCUAUAGGAAUUAGAAAUCCUUAUAGAGACAAUGGUCCCCAGUCAAAAGUUGCUAUGGCCAGCAGUCCACCUUACAAAAGAGUCCGAGCUCUCAGGUUAUUUGAUUCGCCGGCAACCCCCAAAACAUUAGUAGAAAAAAGCACAAUGCAUACUCCAGUACCGGCAAAAUGUACCAGGUUGUUUCCAUCAGACAAGCCGAGAUCUCUGUCCUCGGGGUUUCUUCUGAAGCCUGAUAAACCCGCGGUGAAUGUAAAUCCUUUCACUCCCAAUGGCAUGUUAAUUACUGCCCGAAAGCGGAGUAGGUCCAAGCGCAGUCUCAAUGGAUCGCCGGACAUGAGAAUACCCAAGUUUGAUCUCGCGGAUUCAGGGGAGUCAGACCACGAAGUGGAAAAUCCGACGAAACGAGUGGCACUUCAAGAGUCAAAUAUACCAAGAUAUCAUCAAGAGUUUCUUGAGGAAGGACUGAUUGGAGCUGGUGAAUUCGGAUCAGUGUAUAAAUGCAUUAAUAGACUAGAUGGUUGUGUAUAUGCGAUUAAAAAAAGUUUAAAACCGGUGGCUGGUAGUGUAAGUGAGAAAACUGCUCUGAAUGAAGUAUACGCACAUGCUGUUCUCGGUAAACAUCAGCAUGUCGUACGGUAUUAUUCAGCUUGGGCGGAAGAUAAUCACAUGAUUAUUCAAAACGAGUACUGCAACGGCGGCAGUUUGGCCGAUGUAAUUACACAGCUUAGAAAGGAAGGCAGGUCGUUCUCGGAACCUGAAUUACGACAAUUGCUGCUCCAUGUUGCGGAAGGUUUGCGGUAUAUACACAGCAUGCAACUCGUGCACAUGGACAUUAAACCUGGUAAUAUAUUUAUAACAAAAGAAAAACCAAUGCAUUCUGUUAAUUAUGACUCUGCGGACGAUGGUUUUGAUGAAGAAGAAACUAUUGAAGAAGAAAUAACGUAUAAAAUUGGUGAUCUUGGACAUGUUACCUCAAUAAAUGACCCUCAGGUUGAAGAGGGAGACUGUAGAUAUUUACCAACUGAAAUUUUGCAAGAAGAUUUUUCACAUCUUACCAAAGCUGAUAUAUUCGCGUUAGGCUUAACUGUUUACGAAGCUGGAGGAGGAGGUCCUUUACCAAAAAACGGUCCUUUGUGGCAUGAAAUCAGGAAGGGAAAUCUUCUGGAACUACCUCAGCACAGUCGAGACCUAAAUGAUUUAUUAAAAUUAAUGGUUCAUCCAAAUCCCGAAACAAGACCAUCAGCAUUAUCACUGAUCCAGCACCGAGUAUUAUGUCCUGUUGGAAACAAAACCAAAGCUCAAUUACGUCGUGAACUGAAUGCCGAAAAAUUAAAAAAUCAAAUUCUAACACAACAAUUACAAGAAGCCGCUAAAUGUAUUAAAAAAAUUGCACCAAAUGUUGCAGCCCUCAGUAAUAAUAAUAAUAAUAAUAUUAAUUCUGGUGGUUAUCAAUUACGACAGACGGCUACAAGAGCAUCAACACGAGCUUUGGGAAAAAAAGUUAAUCGUAGCAGUAGUACAACUAAUUUUUAAAAUUAAUCAUCACACAUGCUUUAUUGUUUUUGUGAUUAAGUGAUGACAAAAAUAUUUGGUUCCUAGAGGUGCCUUUUUGUUGUGAUAUCUCAUUAAUUUUAGUUAGCAAGUAAAACAAUUUAAAUAUUUAAAAUUUAGAGACAAAUUAAACAUAAUAAUAAAUUUUUAAAUUCGAAUUUUUAGUAUACGCAGAGUAAAAUAUUCAUAAAUUAUUAAAAUUAUAAUGUAAAUUUUAAGUUUUUUUUUUUUUGUUUUAUUACUUUUUUUUUUUUUUUUUUUUUUUUUUUUAAACGUAAGCGUGAACUAGUUUUCUGAAAGUGUUUCUUUGAUUGAAUUUUUAAUUUUUUUUUUUAAUAAAAUAGUGAAUCAUUAACUCUAUUAUUUUUUUUCUAUAAAAAAAAAAUAAUUUGAAUUGAUAAUGAUUAGUUAGCAUUGCAAUUUUAAAAUUAAUCAUUGCAUAUCUCAAUGAAAUUUUUUUUUCCAUAACAUAUUUUGAAAAUUUUCUAUGCAUGCUAAUCUUAUUCAAUUUUUAAGUAUUACACAAUUAUUUUUUAAUAUCUUAUCAUGAAAAAAUUUAUAAUUAAUCUUAAUAUCGAUUAUGUAUUUUUAUUUUUAUUUUACUUCAUUUUUUACUCAUAAUAAUAAAUGAAAAAAAAAAAAAAAAAAUACUGACAUGUAUGUCAAGGUCAGGGAAACUAGUUUUUAAAAAUAAAAUUUUUCAAUUUAAAUACACUAUAGUAUAAGCAGAAAAAAUAUCAAUUUAUUUAAAUUUAUUUACAGAUAAUACAAUCACAAGUAUAUUGUAAAUUAUAUAUGUUUUAAGUUUAUUAAUUACUUUUAAUGAUAUAAAUUAAUAAUUUUUAAUUAUCCAUGUAUCUAAACUAAACAAGUUGUUUACUCUGCGUACAAUUACAAUUAAUACGAAUAAAAAAAAUGAUACUAAUUAGAGAAGAAGCAAAAUUUUUAUUAUUAUAAAAUUAAAUUAUUUUUGUAGAAUUUUUAAGCGUCUUAUUUUAACAAUUCGCCACAAACGCCAUGUCUAUAUCUUAUAUACAAAUAAAUUAUAUUUUAUACAUAAUUAAAAAAAAAAUAGUCUUGUAAAGUAACGAUAAUAACGAAAGUACGUAAUGUUAAGUGUAAUUAACUGUUGAGCAUUUUGCAUUCUUUCGUAUACGAUUUCGCUGACUAUUAUAAUUAUUAUCAUUAUUAUUUUAAUUAUUAAUUAUUACUUAUUACUAUUAUAAUUAAUUACAAUUAUUAUUGUUUGAACGUUUCUAUUAGCCUAAUUAAUUAAUCAAUUAUUAUUAUUAUUUUUUUCGACGCUGGUCCACUAAAAAUCGAUCAAGUUUUUUACUUGUUUAUUUUUUAUUUAUUAUCAAUUGUUGCUAACUAUUAAUGAGUACUAUUAACAAAACCGACGCUUUUAUAUCUUUAUAAUAAUUAAAGAAAAAAAAAAUAAUCAAAUAAUUAGACGUCAUUUUAAUUAACAAAAAAUUACAAUAGACAUUUUUAUUUAGUCCCGCUUGAGUCGUUAAGCGGCAAGACGAAAAUAUUGAUGUGUAAAAGAAAUAAAUAGAUAACAAGAGAAAAUAUCUGGAUAAAUUAACUGUAAAUGCUGUGGUAUAGUUAAAAAAAUUAAUGAAUUUAAUAAAGGGAAUAAAGAAAAAUAUUAAGUGAGACAAAUAAAUACUUGAGGGUAGACCCCGACAAGUUGCUGCAUGCGGCAUUGGCCAUUAUCAGGCGAUCAAUAAAUUGUUAUCUCUAAUUGAACACUAUUAAUAAUUAUUAAUAUUAUUAUUAUUAUUAUUUUAUUACUUUCUUAAAAAAGAUUGAGAACAAAUAAAAAAAUGUUCCAAGCA